ACCGGCGCCGGCAAGUAAUGGGCGCGCCCCAAAAGAUGUGUGCCGUGAAAUAGAGACCGACAUCGUGGGGCGCAUGCCGGCCACGACUGCAAAGCCAGGACGGCGAACCGAGAGCCAGAGGACAAUCGAUGCGAUACUUGAAGCGAAAACAUACGCAAGCGAGACGGCGGCGCCGGCUAUCGCAUCCGCCAAAGUUUGUCUUCCUGUAGGAUGCCCGGCUGCAAUGGGCAGCAUGUAUGAAAUACACUUCCAUGGUCGCUCCGCUGAGUUCUCAUGGGUAUACAGAACGCACAGCAUGAUUACGUUCAUAGCGCACGCUGCCGAUCGUAUCUCGUACGUACAAGCGUUCUCCGACCCCGUAUGGAUCGGGUCACUGGUUAACCAUAUGUGCAGCUGCCUUGGGUGGGGCGAGGACGAUAAGUAAAGGUACGGUCAC
Trametes versicolor FP-101664 SS1 is the source of this 436-nucleotide messenger RNA. RefSeq lists its product as uncharacterized. The transcript has 3 exons. Lineage: Eukaryota; Fungi; Basidiomycota; Agaricomycetes; Polyporales; Polyporaceae. The coding region runs from base 74 to 424 and encodes 116 amino acids. The record is from RefSeq and is a predicted model, not a curated record.